Messenger RNA from Debaryomyces fabryi, 465 nucleotides. RefSeq lists its product as uncharacterized. The record is from RefSeq and is a predicted model, not a curated record. The coding region runs from base 1 to 465 and encodes 154 amino acids. The transcript has a single exon. Lineage: Eukaryota; Fungi; Ascomycota; Pichiomycetes; Serinales; Debaryomycetaceae.
AUGGGUUGGUUUUCAAGAGAUUCAUCGAGUUCUAUUCCAAAUAACCAAGUAGAACAACGUUCACAUCAACCGUUAGACUUAUCUGGUCAACCACCGUUCAAUUCAGCAACGUCUAAUUCAAAUGACCUUUCAACUUCAUCGGAUAUUAAUCAUACCUUAGAUCAAUUAACAGAAAAUCAAACCCCUCUUAAGUUAAAAGAAUUGAAAGCAAAUACUGUAAAGGCAAAUAAUGAAUCAGUAGCUGAAUUUGUUAAUGCAAAACCAAAAAACCUUUUUGUCAUUGAUGGCGAAAAGGAAAUUGAGGAGAGUAUUAUUUGUACCAAUAAUGAACAAGGAGGUAAAACAUGCUUGAAAUUGAAGUACAACUCAGUACAAUUGUUCAAGCAAAUGCAGAAAUUAGAGUACUUCUGUUCGUUGCCUGACGACAUAAAUGCUACUUACUUCGAGUGCAGAAAAAUUACAUAG